Molecule: messenger RNA, 1656 nt
Organism: Durusdinium trenchii
Lineage: Eukaryota; Dinophyceae; Suessiales; Symbiodiniaceae
Source: the annotation of a GenBank genome assembly
CAACGCCUUGCCAACCAAGCGAAUGGAGCUCUAGACAUCGCAUCGCCGCAUCCGGCUGCGCCGCGAUGGACGCAUCGAACGGAGCCCCCGAGCGGGCGCCCAAGUCGGUGCCCUCUGUGCGCUCGGUCGUCUUUGAGUCGCGCUUCCGGCGAUCCAUUCGGCUGGAAGCCACGCGGCGUGCCUUGCAGGGACAAUGGAUCAGGCAGGCGGCGGUUUGGUUGUGCUCCUUUUCAGAGAUCCUGGCAGUUGCUUCUGUGCCGGGAGUGCAUUUGAUCACCAAUCCAUGGUUCACGAUGGCAGCUCUCUUCCUGAUGUUUUUACUCGCUUGCUGGAGAGCUGGGAGUGUAUUGGAUGUCUUUUUCCAGCCAGCCCACUUGCUGCGCCCAAGAAUUACUCCAGGUUUGGAUUAGGGGAGAGCCAGUCCUCCUGUCGUACCUUCUACUCCCUCUCGAUGCUGCUUCGCGUCACUUGUGCAGCGGUGCUGGCCAGCCGUUUCCUCACGUACGUCUAUGGUCAAAGCGACUGGCAUCUUUGCUCGGCCUUCUGGUAUCCCUGGGCAGAGUAUAAAUCGAGUGAGCUGGAAAAGGAUCUGGUACUUUGCAGAGCAUUUCCGGACUUUAGCAGCUGGUGCCCUACCAUCCUGGGUUUUGGGCAGCGCUGUCACGAUCCGGUACGUUGGUCUACACAGCUGCGGAGCUAUGCUUUCAACGAACUGGGCCUGGAGUGCAACAGCAGCCAGACAGCUGAUCUAGCAGCCCUGGCAUCAGUCAGUGAGGACCUGUAUGGCUUUCAUUGUGAGAGUCUCAAUGGGAGUGAAGUGGAGUGUUACCCUUACCCAUUGCCAGACUUCACAUUGCUACAAGAGGAUCUCAUCAUCUAUACCGAUCCUGUGGAGACUUCGCUUGAAGUCUGCAAGUCCUGGCCCCCAGUGAAUGUUUUCUACGAGUGCCAGAUGUUUUGGGACGAGGUCAGCGAGUGCUCGAGGAUCUCCCAAACACCGUUGCGCACUGCUUUGGAGUCGGUGGUCUCAAAGUUCUGUGAGCUACAACGCUGCAAGUCCACUUUGCCUCAAUGGCUUAAAGCUCCGUUAAACGAGGAGGAACUCUUCUUUUUUUGCCAAUGCCAGCACUGCACGCCUUGGCACAGGUCGAACGAGUGCAUCGUGGAGGUCCUGGAUCAAGCGAUGCGGCGGGCCGCUGGCUUUCAAUUUCUGGCGGAGAUUGAGGUCGGGCCAGUCCUAAGAAAGAAUACAAACAUCACGCAAGCCUCAGCUAGCUGGAGUCACUCUUGCUUUAGCAAGCAAUUGAGAGGGUGGACAGCAGCCUCAAAGACCUCAAAUCCUUGAAUCAUUCAAUGUUAUGGUCAUGGACGACCCCCCCCUUCCGGGGGUUCAACUCGCACUGUUGGCGUCUCUGGAGGCUAUACCAUGAGGCCACAUUGCAUGGCAGCACUUUAACAAAAUAUAGUUCUCUCCAUCACUUUAACACAAUAUAAAUCUACCCUCAUCAUGCCUGGCUGGAAAAGAGCUCAUGCCUCUCAAUCAAUGCCAACCCACAUGAUCUCAUGAUCCUGAUGGGACCCAGCCCUUGUGGCGUCAUACCCCUCAUCUUGGCCUUCCUCAUGUGCAUGGGGCAAGGCAUGACAAGGCUCACCGCC